CGAACGGACUAGCAUUUUACACACACGCAACACCUGUAAAGUUGUCAUUUUUCUCGGCGAACUCUUCACUAAUAUCUCACCUCCUCACAAACCGACAGCUCUCCACAGGUGGUCCUUGGCUCUUGGACAACUCUUCUGAUUAUUCUUUGCACCCCUCUGUCAGAAAUCUUGUGAGGAGGACCUGAUCAACGCAAAUUUAUAGUGACAAGAUGAACCAGGACGCCAUUUUGGUAAAGCUGAAGAAGGAUGUCCGCUCUUUACUCAUUUCCUCUAAAGUGGAUUUGGACCCUGACCUACUGAGACGGGACUACAAAACUAUGGUUGGCCAUCCUCUGCCUCUGAAACUCCUGGGCUUCCGAAACCUCAUGGAUAUGGUAAAGGAGAUGCCUGAUGUGGUGUCAGUUAAUGUCAGAGAGGACGGUAGCACAUUCUUGAAGGCUGUUAGCCAUGAAUCCACGCGAAACAUUGAGGAACUCGUAGCUAAACAGCGUAAAUCCAAUAUAGACAAGAAAAGAAAAAAUUGGCAGUUCUCUUCCUACCGCAACUGUCACCAGUCAAUCCCGUUGGUUCUUCCCAGAAGAGGUGACGCUCCUCUGGCCCUUCCUCCUCAGCUGAGGGCACAGCUGCGUAUCCUCCUCUCAGUGGGUCCCAUGAGGUUGUCAGAACUAGGGGCCAGUUUUCUGCGAUGCUUUGGCCGCACUCUACGUGUUCAUGAUUUUGGAUUCUACUCUAUUGGAGAGAUGCUGGAAGCUGCUGAAGACCUAGUUCACAUCCAGCAGGGCAUGUUUGGCUCCAUACUGACUCUGAGAGAGCAAAUGCUGCCCAGACCAUUUAACACACAACAGAACAUUGGAGCACCAAAGACCACAACCAAAGCGAGAGUGCCGACCCCAACAAAAUCCCCAGACACCACUGGGAGGUCUGUGCACAAGGAGUCAACACAUGUCAGUUGCAAUUUGCAAGUGCUUGACAAGAACCAAGAACCUGAACCACAGCUCUGCCAGAAAAGACAACUUUUUUGUCAGCGUUUCCUAAAGCUCCAAGAGGAGUUUCAAAAGCAGAUUGUUGAGAAUGGAAUUGCUGGGACCAUAAAUCACAAGCUGAAAGAGAAACUGCUAAAGGUCGUCAGUCAAAGUAGCUGUGGAAUAUCUGUCCACCUUCUCCCUGAAGAGUACAAGAGGCUUUGGGGUGAGGACAUGCCACUGAAAGAGAACGGCUUUGUCAGUGUGACUGAGCUAGUUGAUGCCAUGAGUGACAUCUUACAACUGCAACAUACAGAGAGGGACGACCGACACGACUGGAUCGUUAAGAAUAUUCAGGGCGGUGUUCCUUUACACUCAGGUGAUCCUGGUAUAAAGCAAUCACAGACAAGCUGUCACACUAGAGAGUCUCUUUGGGAAGUCAGAAUGGGCGAUGAUGGUCACAUCUUAUCAGCGGACGUGGUGGAAGUAUUGACAAACAACCAUUUAGUGAAGCAAGAAAGGAUGUCACAGCUGUGUCCCCCCAUUAAGAUGCAUUGCAGCGCCGUUGUGCCCCUGGAUGCCCUGCAGAAUCAACAUCUUGAACGGCCGACGCCCCAUUCUGCUUUAGAGUUGGUACAAGUCAGGGUGGAACAUGUGGAGUCUCCAGGACUCUUCUACACCUGCUUCAGCGGUAGCGAGGAGGCUCAAAUCUUUGAGGACAUGAAGGUAGAGAUGAGACUAUGUUACUCCUCCCCUGACGUGUCAGAGCGCUACCGCCUCCCCAAGCGAUUUAUCCGACAAGGGCAAGUCUGCUGCGCAUCGUCCAAGGACCUGUUGUUCACCCGGGGGGUGAUUCACAAGGUCAUUAGAUCCACUGCUGUUGAGGUGUACCAUGUGGACUUGGGCAUGGUGACCACUAUACACACUGCUGACCUGAUGUUCCUCAAGUCAUGCUUCUCCAUUCUUCCAGCACAAGCUGUCCCGUCAUCACUCGCUGGAAUUAAACCAACCUCUGGUGCCUGGACUUCCGAUGCCAUUGCUUCAUUUGUCAAUCUUUGCUAUAAUCAUCCCCUCGUAGGCGCUUUGUUUUGCUACACUGGAGAUGUGCUCCAGGUCUACCUUUGUGAUACCCACACUGACAAGGACAUCUACAUCCACUGUGUCCUCCUCAGCCAGGGCCAUGGGGAGGCCUGCAGCCCCUCAGCCAGUGCAGCAUUGUGUGUUCAGGUCAACCCUGUAAGUCUAUACCUGGGGGAGGGCACAUUUGAACUGCCAGAUGUUGAAGAGGAGACCACUCAGUCAGCAGAAACACUUGAACAGUCAGUGUUUGACACACUGAAGUUUGAAGCUGAGGAGUUGCCUGCCUUGGAGUUUAUUGAGGACGACGAGAUCAGCACCAAUAUCCAGAAUCCUUCACCGACACUUAAAGAACAGAAACUGGAGUUUGAUGGCACUGACUCAUGUACAGUUAUUCCAUUCCCUGUCCAGAGGACUCAUGAGAAAAUCCACAACAAAUUCUUUCAGGGAGCAAAUCUGAGGGAAGGAACACAUUUGAGCUGGUACUCUGGCAGCCUUCUGCCUCAACCAAAUGGGUUGAGAAUUAAAGAGAGGAAAGGUGGAAUGUAGGAAUGGAAGGUUGCGAACAGAUGAAGACGAGGAGAGAGGAGCUUGUUGCAAUGUGACAUUUAUUCUGACUUUUACAUUCCAAUGAUGUCCAAUACUGCAUUUCUUGUUCUGUUUGCAUUUUGCAGUGGUGCAGCUCUUAUGCUGGAUGUUCUUUAGUUAAGUGUUCUGUAUACAGUAGAUAUAAGAUGUCAAACAUUAUGUAAAGAAAAAAAGAAGAAGCUAAGGUAAAUGGGUACUGAUCUUUGACACAUCCAAUGUGAAAAGUCACUUCUGUAUUUCUACAUACAUUUAAGUGAACUUGAUUUUGGAGGAAAUGGCAAUAAUUUACUUGAGCGUGCAUGGCCUCAUACUAAUACUUUUGAAACGUUUUGGAUCAAUAUACCAGUGGAGGCAGUGUUCCCAGUGCAUUUUCAUGUAUGGAAAUCAAAAAUUUAAAGCUUUACUCACUUUUUUUUUAUAUCUUGAAUAUGUGAGGGUGCAAUAAAAUCUCAUGACUAUCUAAGUAUUUUGGAACAAAAUGUGCUGCCCACUGUCAGAAAGCGGAUGAGUCCUCCCAACAGGAUAAUGGCCCAAAACGCACAGCUAAAAGCACCCAAUAAUUGCUAGGAGCAAAACAUUGGACUAUUCUGAAAUGGCCUUCUAAGUGCUGACAAUGUUUUGUUAGACCACAAAAGUAAAGCAAUGCCAAUUAAUCUCAUUUUUUACAUUAGAAAACCUUGUUUGUUUUUGAUGCAUGUACUACAUAUUAACUAGUACCAAAGGUUAGGAGAUGACGUUAUUCCUCCUGUUGUAGAUGGUGGCCUCUUGGCAGUCUCACUUACCAAUCUUCUUCCUAUCUUUUUUUAUACAUUUGCAGAGGACUUCCAGUUCUUGGUGAUAUAACGGUUGUCCCCUUGCCUCUGUUCCCUUAUACCCCCUCAGCUUCGUCUGGAAGUUUUGCAGUACUUCGAAAGCAGGCUAGCAUCUCCAACAACUAGUUGCAGUUCAACUACAUAAGCAUGUCCCUACAUUUUACUGCUACUCUAUGCAGGAGUGGCGGCACGGUGGAGGACUGGUUAGAGCGUCUGCCUCACAGUUCUGAGGACCGGGGUUCAAUCCCCAUCCCCGCCUGUGUGGAGUUUGCAUGUUCUCCCCGUGCCUGCGUGGGUUUUCUCCGGGCACUCCGGUUUCUUCCCACAUCCCAAAAACAUGCAUGGUAGGUUAAUUGACUACUCUAAAUUGCCCGUAGGUGUGAAUGUGAGUGCGAAUGGUUGUUUGUUUGUACGUGCCCUGCGAUUGGCUGGCAACCAGUUCAGGGUGUACCCCGCCUCCUGCCCGAUGAUAGUUGGGAUAGGCUCCAGCACUCCCGCGACCCUAGUGAGGAGAAGCGGCUCAGAAAAUGGAUGGAUGGAUGGAUGGAGGCGGGGGGGGGGAGAGGUAAUGGUCGUCACAUUUAGUCCACUAUCAAUUGACCGAAGGUGGCAGAUUAUAAAACACAAAAAUUCACAUUUAUGUAUUUAACCUUUAACCGUGUAAAGCAAUUGAGAAAUGUUUCUCAUUUACAAAUUUCAAACAAACAUAUUGUCUGCUGAGCUGAAUGUUAUUUUAUAGUUUGGUAUUUUUACCAGCUUUAUAAGCUUCUAAAAUGUAGUUUACAAAGUGCUAAAUUUGUUUAGAGUGUUUGCAUACGUUUAUGUUCAGACUAAUAGUAGUGGGAGUAAAGCCCAAAAUCUUUAUAUUUAUUUGCAUACAGGAAAAUGCAUUAGGAACACUGCACAGUUUGCAAUUUGGUCAGUUUUGUAUUUUUUCACAAAUCGAUACUAUUGGUAAGUCCCCAUAGGGGUUUGUUAUUUUUGGUCUGUUAAUUUUGACAAUUUAUUGACCUAUCUAAGGCCUGCCGCACACUGCACGAUGCGGUUGAACCCGAUUGGACCGGACCAUCUCAUUAAAAAAAAGAGUUGCCGACGCAUCCCUGCACAUUGAGCAAUUAAAUAUAGACGCCCUGAACAGCGAGCCUGCAGAGGCAUUUGACACUUGUAUGUACAGUAUAUCAUACUUUAUCACAUUUAUUCAACUAUAAAAAGAUAGACUAAUAGUUAAGGAAGAAGUGGGUGGCUAAAGAUAGUGAACGUGGGCGAGAAUAAAAGCGAGAGUGUGGAUAUUUUAAGAGGCUCACAGACUCCUCAUUUUAACGUACUGAGCAUGAUAUGUACAGCUCGCCUACAUUUUGGUCACAGGCUUUGCUUUUCCAUCCACAGACACAUUAUACAUUAUGAAUAUAGUUAAGUAUUGAUGUAAAACAAUAUUUGAUGGUUUCUAUACUGUACUACAAUUAUUUGGUUUGUGGUGGCACGGAGACUGUUUGGUGUGUCGCUCUAGCUUAAAACCUGUAAAUGUAUUUUUCAUGUGAGAAAAGGCAUAUGUCCAUUUUGAUUGCCUGUAAUCUGCAACGCAGCGACGGUGAUUUAAAUUUUAGAUCGCGGCAAAACCAGUGGCCAACUGAUCGGUUACUAAUGAAAACAGUUGCCAAACCACGCCAACUAUGUGACAGUUCAGUCGGAUUCGGUCACGUCAAUCGGUGUGCGGGAGCAAGUGUUAAAAUUGAAAAUAUGAUAAGCAGUUAUAGGCUCCUGAAUAACAGGACUGUUACAUUUUCCUCAAAUGCCCUUGUUAAACUAAUGUAAAUGUCCCCUUAUAAAUUCAAGAUUAAACACGUUUGUCUUUA
Messenger RNA from Phyllopteryx taeniolatus (common seadragon), 5292 nucleotides. RefSeq names its product tudor domain-containing protein 5-like. Lineage: Eukaryota; Metazoa; Chordata; Actinopteri; Syngnathiformes; Syngnathidae. Gene Ontology annotation, biological process: spermatogenesis. The coding region runs from base 210 to 2588 and encodes 792 amino acids. The transcript has 19 exons. The record is from RefSeq and is a predicted model, not a curated record.